Molecule: messenger RNA, 2004 nt
Organism: Thlaspi arvense
Lineage: Eukaryota; Viridiplantae; Streptophyta; Magnoliopsida; Brassicales; Brassicaceae
Source: the annotation of a GenBank genome assembly
AUGCAAAUGUCCAUUUCUCUCAGUCCAUAUCCAGUAGAUCGAAGCUUGCCAGGCCACUACAUAGUAGGCAAAGAUGAUCUGUUGAGAGUCCCCAUCCAAUUAUCUGAUCCUUUGUGGGACAUCUAUUCAAGACGAACAACCAAGCUAAGAAGUUGUGUUUCGGAUGCCUCCGACAUUCCAAAUAACCUUAUCCCAAGACUUGAAAGUGUAGCUGUCUUUGAGAUGCCCAGUCUACGAUACCCGUUCCCUUGUAGCCACCACCAAUCCUUAUGCGGUUUUGUUGACCAAAAGUUAUUCAGAUCACCCUUUAGCACCUCACUCUUAUACCAAGCUACCCAAACAGAACCCGCUUGGAAGAAAAGAAGCCAAAUUAGCUUGAGGCAACACGCUCUGUUCCAGGUAAGUGAGUGUGGACGCAAAGCUUCCGGCCUGAAUCCAAGCCUCAAGCAACACACUGUGAAAGUCUGGAUGUUUGGAUUUGGUUCAAAUCACCGCCUAUCAUCCAUGGUUCAUUGUAAAGAGAGAGAGACUGCUGAAGGCCCAAAAGUUUCACCCAAAGGUCAGACGUGGAUUGCAGCAGGGUUUCUCCAGAUGAUAAUGAUACGACCAUCUUCAUCCGACAGGCGGGGGACUAUAGGGUGGGAACAGCUUUCGGAGGAGGAGGCAGCUGCAAGCAAUUACGGACUAUGUGGCCUAACUCUUUGCAAUGAGAACAAGAGGGAGGAAGCCACGGGUAAUCCACAAGGACUUCAACAAAUUCACCGCUUUGCCUCCCAAACUCAACUACACGCGGGAGUUCCUUGGUCUAAGGAAACCCCAGUGAUAUGGGCCCAAAUUUGUAUCGACUCAAGCGGAGGAGCAGCAGGGGAGUGAGAAGACGUCCACUAAGCUACAUGGAACAUGGAGUCUCCAAUAUGCCAAAGACACUUCUCUAAUAUCUUUGUUCUCAGUAGGGAGGUGGUCUUCCAUUAAAAUAGUAGACGAUGAAGUCUCUGUGCAGUUCCUCACCUCGCUGGAAGACUUCAUCAGGGAUGAUAACCCUGGGUCUACCAGUGUCGGAGAAGGUAAUUGGAGCAAGACGACGCAAAGAUCUAUCUUCAAACGUCCUUGUUCUUUCAGCCAAAGUAGGACCAUUGGCAGUUUGGUUUUCCACAGGAACAGUAGGUUGUUGAGCACGUGAUUGCUGAACAGGUUGAGGGACUUGGGCUUUAGUAGCAGCAGUCGGGAUAGAGGAAGCUGUGUUAAGAGCUUUGUUGGUCUGAAGAGGGGAGGUGGAUCUAGGUUUCAGAACAGUAAAGUUUUCAGGAACAGUAACAUUUUCAGAUCUAGUUUUUGGGAAACUAGGUUCAGCAGCCUCAGGGGAGGUAGUAUGCAACUGAGUCAUCUCGACAUCAGUAGUUUCUGUGUUAGAGCAUAUCUUGUCACCAGUCUUACCCACAGGCGCCUUGAGAGGAGUAGUACGCGGGAAGGAAGAAGUUUUUUGGGAAAGUGGUGAGGAUAGGGGUGGGAACUGGGAUAAAGGAAAAGAGGCUAAAGGAUCAGGAGGGUCGAGAGGAACAAGGGGAGGGGGGAGUAGACUAUCACCAGCGGUGAGAGGCAGAGGAUUCAGGUCGGAAGCAUGACCAUGAGAGAACCAGGGGUUCUGCAUUAGGAGUCGUGCCUGAGAGCUUUACAACUCGUAUAAUUUUUACACAGUCAUUACAUACGAGAUAUCUACUUAAUCAUAAGAUUUUGGGUUCCAACUUCCAAGCACAUAAUUUUCGAGGUAAUUUAGGGGAAAAUUUUUUAUACUUUAAGUUUAUGACCUUAAUUGUAAUAAAAAGUUUCAAAUUAGUUAACUAUUUUGAUCUCAGAACUAUGCCGUUGAAUGUGAAUAGAUUUGGAUUUCUUCUAUCGAUUCUCCUUUUAUCUAGAGUUUGCUCUACUUUCCUAAUGUAUGUCAAAUAUCCACAUUAUUACCUUUAUUUUACACAGGGUUAUCAUCCCUGAUGAAGUCUUCCAGCG